This is a messenger RNA of Brassicogethes aeneus, 1112 nucleotides long. Lineage: Eukaryota; Metazoa; Arthropoda; Insecta; Coleoptera; Nitidulidae. The record is from the annotation of a GenBank genome assembly.
AUUUUCUUCUUCCACUUCUGCUGCAACCUUCCUAUCUAUUGAUUUUUUUAUAUUAGCAAACCGAAAUGCAGUAACCAUAAUUUUUAUAUUUUAAAGCGUGAUAUAGAAGACGUAAAAGUUUAAAAAUGACAAACCCUUGUCUAAGAGCCGUUCCUAGAGACUCGGAAUGGAUUAAAAAACAUGAGGAGUAUAUAAAAAAAAUUCAAAACAAAGACUGCGAUGUGGUUUUCAUCGGCGAUUCAAUCAUAAAAUAUUUGGAAACCAGCUGCAUGUGGUUUGACUUUAAAAAUGCGUGUAACUGCGUGAACUUGGGCAUAGGAGGAGACAGGAUUGAGAAUGUAUUGUGGAGGAUACAAAAUGGCGAAUUAUCCUUCGAAAAACAAGUGAAGGCCGUGGUUUUAUUGGUGGGAACAAACAAUGUUGAUUGUACUGUUGAAGAUAUCUACGAAGGAAUUCUAGAGUUAAUAAAAGAAGUUAAAAAGAACGCAGAAAAUUCUAUAAUCGUAUUACCGAGCUUGUUGCCAAAAGGCCAAUACCCAAAUCCAUACCGUGAAAAAAAUAUCCUGGUGAACAACUUAUUGAGGGAAAAAUUCUCAGAGGACGUUGAACAAAACGAAGAAACUCACAAUGUAUUUUUCGUUGAUGUUGGGGAUAGUAUUAUAGAAAAAGAUGGUACCAUUAGCGACAUUCACUUAUGGGACUAUCUACAUUUAACUGAUGUGGGUUAUUUAAAAACCUUUAUACAUAUUUUGAAAAAGCUUAAAAAGUUAGGGAUUGCAAAAUAAAUUAUUCUUUAUUUUUCGGAAAAAACCGUGGCUCGAUUUGUUGUGUUGUUGGGUGUAUUUCGAGAGGAAAUCCUGGGUUGAGUUUUUACCGGUUUUCCAAUAAACAGUGUUAAUCUGAAUGAAGAAAUAAAUUGCAUACAGUCUCUGUAAAUAUAAAUUGUACCUAUUAGAUGCAAUAAAUACACAUUUUAGUAGUGAUUAACGUGAAAAGUGUUAACAUUUCAAUUCAGUAAAAAUCGUCAAACAAAUAAGUCGUCUAAAUUUAAACAGCAUUUAGCAUUAUUAAAAGAUUCACUCAACGGUAAAAUACCAUUAUAAUAUGUAUUA